This is a messenger RNA of Eriocheir sinensis (Chinese mitten crab), 758 nucleotides long. RefSeq lists its product as uncharacterized. The record is from RefSeq and is a predicted model, not a curated record. Gene Ontology annotation, biological process: mitochondrial electron transport, NADH to ubiquinone. The transcript has 5 exons. Bases 129 to 626 code for a protein of 165 amino acids. NCBI's taxonomy places the organism in Eukaryota, Metazoa, Arthropoda, Malacostraca, Decapoda, Varunidae.
UCUCUUUCUCUGGUUUGUUCUGAGGGAGUAAUCCGUUAUAAAGGCUGCAGUUACGACCGAAAGGGGUGAUUACCUCCCGAACCAAGACCAAGACCAAACAGCUGAAGCCUGAGGCUGAAGGGGACAAGAUGGCCAACCCGUCUUCAGAUACUGGUGGGGUCAAGGCUUUCCCCAUCGAGGGGCCAUGGAAAAAUGAGCGGGUGCGUCUGGCUGGCAUGACAGAUGCUGACCGUGCCUUCCGCAGGCAAUGGCUGAAGGACCAGAUCCUUGCAGAGAGUGAGCCAGCAGUGGUGCCUGGAUACUAUGAGGCACGCUUCAACCCCAUCCGUCGCAUGUACCGUUGGCCCCUUGACACUCUGUUCAAACCGCUGGUGCCUCUGAUGGGCUAUGAGACUGCAGCCAUGUAUCGGUGGUAUGCUGGGAGGAUUGGCUUGUUGAUCGGGACAGCAUACCUCACCUACUACUACUUCAAAUACAAUCAAAAUGACUGGACAAGCAAGAGUGGGUGGCGUGUGAUAACUUCACGUGAAACUGUGGCGCCUGAUGACCCUCGUUUCCCAUUGGUCUCAGACAGGAAGGUGGGAGCAGAUUAUGCCUCCAGGAACUUCAAGUCCAGUGUGAUUUAAAAUAGUUUCCUUUCUCAAACUACCUUUAGAACUGUAUUUUCUUUCAUUUUCUUCCCAUAUCAGUUGUGAUCACCAGCUUGAUGUGACACAUUUUGUAUAUAUAUGUAUGAAGAAUAAAUAUUUAAUUCCUAA